Oryza brachyantha (malo sina) is the source of this 2092-nucleotide messenger RNA. Its product is annotated as probable bifunctional riboflavin biosynthesis protein RIBA 2, chloroplastic. The record is from RefSeq and is a predicted model, not a curated record. NCBI's taxonomy places the organism in Eukaryota, Viridiplantae, Streptophyta, Magnoliopsida, Poales, Poaceae. Gene Ontology annotation, biological process: riboflavin biosynthetic process. The coding region runs from base 161 to 1822 and encodes 553 amino acids. The transcript has 8 exons. Gene Ontology annotation, cellular component: chloroplast. Gene Ontology annotation, molecular function: 3,4-dihydroxy-2-butanone-4-phosphate synthase activity; GTP cyclohydrolase II activity.
AACCCCAUCCCUAAUCAAUCACCCAAACCGCCACCGAAACCCCAACUUCCGAACGCAUCCAGUUCGCCCGCCUCGCCGCCGGAGGAGGGAAGGAGGCGGGGGAGAGGGAGAGGCCCGCGCGUACGGAGGGCUGCGUGUUCGAUUGGAGGGGAGCGUCGGGAUGGCGUCGAUUACGCCGCCGUCUUCAUCCGUCGCCGCCCUCCGGGGCCACCCAGUGCAGUUCCUGAAAGGCGGUGCAGUCUCCAAGGAAGCAAAGGGAUCAAUUUCCUUCUUAGCAAUCGCAAAUUCAAAUAAUGCCAGUGUGAAAUGUAAGAGCUUGAGGGUAGCAGCAUCCUUGAAAAGGGAUGGUGCUUUUCCAGGCGACGGUUACUCAGGGAAUGAUAACGCACUGGUACCGAAGAGCACUUCUGUUCGCGGCCAGGACCAUACAACUGCUGAUUCUAUCCUCCCAACGGAUUCCGUUAUUGUGCCGGAAAUCAGUCAUGUUGGUUUGGCACGUGUUGCGGACAUGUUUUCAGAUGAGGACGAAGACACUGAACUAGAUUUGGAUAACCCAACUGAGGGCUUCUCAUCUAUUUCUGAGGCCAUCAAGGACAUUCAACAAGGAAAACUUGUUAUUGUUGUUGACGAUGAAUCAAGAGAAAAUGAGGGAGAUCUUAUAAUGGCUGCUUCUUUGGUUACCCCAGAGGCCAUGGCGUUUGUUGUAAGAUAUGGCACAGGAAUCGUGUGUGUUAGCAUGAAAGAGGAGGACCUUGAAAGAUUGAACCUUCCUUUGAUGGUUGCAACAAAGGAAAAUGAGGAAAAGCUCUGUACUGCAUUCACUGUUACAGUGGAUGCUAAAGAGGGAACAACAACUGGGGUAUCCGCAAAGGAUAGGGCAAAGACAGUUAUGACUCUUGCUUCUCCUGACUCUAAGCCUUCAGACUUCAAUCGACCUGGUCAUAUUUUCCCUCUGAAGUACAGGGAGGGUGGUGUUCUGAAACGCGCUGGUCACACUGAAGCAUCUGUAGAUCUUGCUGUGCUAGCAGGGUUACCUCCUGCUGCUGUCUUAUGUGAGAUUGUGGAUGAGGAUGGGUCCAUGGCUCGCCUACCAAAGCUGCGCGUAUUUGCUGAAAGGGAGAAUUUGAAGAUUAUAUCCAUUGCUGACUUGAUUAGAUAUAGGAGAAAAAGAGAUAGGCUAGUUGAACGUGCAUCUGUUGCACGAUUACCUUUGAGAUGGGGUAAUGUACGUGCUUACUGCUACAGAUCUAUUAUUGAUGGAAUAGAGCAUAUUGCAAUGGUGAAAGGGGAGAUUGGAGAUGGACAAGAUAUUUUAGUGAGGGUGCAUUCUGAAUGCCUCACAGGGGACAUUUUUGGGUCAGCAAGAUGUGAUUGUGGUGACCAGCUUGCGAUGGCAAUGGAGAUGAUUGAGAAGGCUGGAAGGGGUGUACUAGUUUAUCUUCGUGGACAUGAAGGGAGGGGCAUUGGUCUCGGCCACAAACUCCGUGCUUAUAACCUGCAAGAUGAUGGGCGUGACACUGUGGAGGCUAACGAAGAACUAGGACUGCCUGUGGACUCACGGGAAUAUGGUAUUGGUGCACAGAUAUUACGUGAUCUGGGGGUUCGUUCAAUGAAGUUAAUGACUAAUAACCCUGCAAAGUAUGGUGGUCUCAAGGGUUACGGAUUGAGCAUUGUGGGCAGGGUUCCCUUGGUAACUCCAAUUACAACCGAGAAUCGAAAAUACCUGGAAACGAAAAGAACAAAGAUGGGGCAUGUAUAUGGAUUUGCCAAUGGCCAGGCUAGCCAUCCGACGGGCAGCAAUGGUGCCAAAGGGGACCAUUAGGCCAAUUGGACUCUGGUUUACACUUACAUCCCAAUCGGUGGAAUUUGUCAAAUUAUUCUACACACAUGUUGCAGGUGAAUCAAAUUUUUUAGCUGACUGUAGGUUGAAAGACUACAAUAAUAAAGUUAUUCCCUUUAUUUGUUGUAAUCCACAGCCACACAACUGAGUUAUUACUGUAAAUAUCUACAUAAACUGCUCCCUACCGGGUACAGACUACAGGUCAUACCUGAAUUGAAAAGCCUGGGGAUAAAAAUGUCGAUUCAGAUCCAA